Messenger RNA from Canis lupus familiaris (dog), 3699 nucleotides. RefSeq names its product sirtuin 3 (gene SIRT3). The transcript is spliced from 9 exons. The record is from RefSeq and is a predicted model, not a curated record. Gene Ontology annotation, molecular function: histone deacetylase activity, NAD-dependent; NAD+ binding. The coding region runs from base 2415 to 3188 and encodes 257 amino acids. NCBI's taxonomy places the organism in Eukaryota, Metazoa, Chordata, Mammalia, Carnivora, Canidae.
CUGUGCUCUCACUGGCUGUGCUGGGCUCUCACUGGCUGGGCUGGGCUCUCACUGGCUGGGCUCUCACUGGCUGUGCUGGGCUCUCAUUGGCUGGGCUCUCCCCGCAGGGCUGUGACUGGCUCUCCCCGGCUGGGGCGCCUGUGCUGGAGGAUGCCGCCUUCCUCGUGCUGGCGCCGCCAAGCCCGGCUUCCUCCGUCUGCGGGAAGGGGGGGGGGAGCGCCCCCUGCUGGUGUCCGCCGCGCGUUAGGCGCCGCCCGUUCUUCCGGUUCUCGUUGCCUGGGGACCGAACGCGGGCGUGGGGAUGGCGUGGGCGCACAGCCGUUAAAGUACCUUAGGUGCGCAGCAGCGGAUUAAUGCUUCAGGACUGGUGCAUCUGCGUGAUGCCGUCUUACAGUUACUACAAGUACCGGUGAGGAGUUUAAAGGAUGCCAAGCGAUCUUCUGUUCAUCCGAGGGCCCUUUAUUGCGCUGACCGGUGUUCCAGCAGGUGAACCCCGUUCCGGUCUAGAAAGCACCGCGGGUGAGGGACGCACUCCCACAAGACAGCCCCCAGUUCAGACACCAACCAGCUUGUCUCCUGUGCUUCCGACUGACCGGCUAUGGAGCCGGGUCCUCAGGGUCAUCUCUGGUUUCGUUCAUUUGCUGGAGCAGCUCACAGACCUCGGGAGACCAGCUGACCGAGUGGAUUGCAGUUUUAUUGACUGAGAGGCCAGGUGGAGCGAUACAUGGGGAGGAGCUCAGUAAAUGUUUGGGUGAAGACUGUGGGGGAAGGGUUGUUCCAGAUGCUGAGUGACAUGGGGCGUUUAACAGCUGUGGCUGUGGCCAGAGCACCUUCUCUUCUUGACCAUCCAGCCAGUCUUCACUAGAAAAUCUCCUUUGGAGACUUAGAAACUUGAACUCAGAAAAACUGCUUGGUAGGUGCUUUUACGGAAAUCUCUGAUGCAGCACAACUUCUUCUAGGUCUGUGGGCAUCUCUGCAGGAGUGGGGAGGAGAAGGGGGAGGCACUGUUUUCCGUGCUGUGUGUACUUCCUAUACUUUCUGAGGAAAAGAUCUACAGCUAUAGGUCUUCUCGAGCAAGACUGUGAGAAUCGUUUCUUGCUCUUGGCACUAGCAGCCAAGGCUCAGGAUGUGUGAGUGACCUGGUGAGACCAGCAGCAAGCUAGGGCUCUGACUGUCCUUUGGCUCUGCACGCGCACCUUCCUUUGUUCUCCUCCCUUUUCUCUGGUACAUAUGUUUCAGAAAUCCAUUCUUUUGAAAACCAAGAUGAUGCUUUAUGUGGUGGGCGAAGCAGCAACCCAGAAGCAAGUGGGCUGUGAGCAGCAAGUCCCUGACCCCAGGGUAGAGUGUGCGAGGUGCCGUGCAGGGCCACCGCAGGAAGGGAGAGAUGUGAGCCUCCCCGAAGAAGCAGGGAAUCAAAUGAGGGCAAAGUGAUUGCUCACGGGUUCAGCAGCCGCUUCACGAAGGAGGUGGCAUUUGGUCCUGGCCUUGGCUGUGGGAGAUUUGGACAUACUGAGGGGAAGAAAGGUCUUUUCAGGGCAGAGGGAGCUGGGUUUGGGACAUAGACAAGAGCCAGGGGGCCCUUUUACUUGGUUGGAAAGGGGGUAUAUAAGAGGGCAUGGAGUUGGAAUUGUCACUGGGGGGGGAUAUGCUGUGUUAGGGUGGGGAGCAGAGAGUUUCAGGGAAAGCCUCACUGACCGUGUGUCCACUGGGUGGGUCUGCACAGAGCUUGCUGUGCCAGUUCCGUAAGGAGCAAAGGAAUACAACAGACAAGGAGCAAACAGGAGAGUGAGUUGGGGCCAUACUUCUAGAAGAUUCAUACUCUUGAAUUGUUCUGAUGUGUAUCUGACAAUGCGCUUUUAGGGUGCUUAUUUCUUGCCUGCAUCACAAAUGAGUAAAAGAAGUGCUGUCAGUUUCCUGUCUUUAUGUCUGUAUUCACUUUAGAUUCGUCACUCAUUUGAGGAGGGUUGUCAAUUCCAUUUGUUGAAUCUCUUUUCCCAUCAGGGUGGAGGAGUCUCUAUACCGGAGUCAGAGAUGUCCUGGGGGAGGGUCAUCAACGGCCUUCUCCCGGAAGAAUGGACAUGGGGGCCGCCAGUCUUUGGGGUGUGAGAAAGGCGCCCUGUGCAGUGGAGCUGGCAGUCCUGAACUCUGGAAGACCAUCCAAUGUCCCUAUUACCAUAGCCUUGUGAGCGUCUCGGCUCCUGGCUCCUGGGGGUGACUUGAGAAACCUUCCAGUGAUUUGCAGAGAGAACCUGAGCUGAGUCUACCCACUGCACAUUACAGGCGGAAGAAGACCCAUAUCUUUUUCCACUAGAACCUCAAGCAUCUUUGGAAGCGGAGGUGACCAUAAGAAGAAGCUUUUUCUGCAGGAUAUAGCAGAACUGAUUCGAGCCAGAGCCUGCCAGAGGGUGCUGGUCAUGGUGGGGGCUGGCAUCAGCACGCCCAGCGGCAUUCCGGACUUCAGGUCUCCCGGGAGCGGCCUCUAUAGCAACCUGCAGCAGUAUGACCUCCCAUACCCCGAGGCUGUUUUUGAGCUGGCUUUCUUCUCUCACAACCCCAAGCCCUUUUUCACUUUGGCCAAGGAGCUGUACCUUAAGAACUACAGGCCCAACAUCAUACACUACUUCCUCCGACUGCUCCACGACAAGGGGCUGCUUCUGCGGCUCUACACGCAGAAUAUUGAUGGGCUCGAGAGAGUAGCUGGGAUCCCUGCCUCAAAGCUGGUUGAAGCUCAUGGAUCCUUCGCCUCCGCCACAUGCACUGUCUGCCGAAGACCCUCCUCAGGGAAGGACAUUUGGGCCGACGUGAGCAUGGACAAGAUCCCCCGCUGCCCAGUGUGCACUGGCGUUUUGAAGCCUGACAUCGUGUUCUUUGGGGAGACACUGCCUCAGAGGUUCCUGCUGCAUGUACUUGAUUUCCCAAUGGCAGAUAUGCUGCUCAUCCUCGGGACCUCCCUGGAGGUAGAACCUUUCGCCAGCUUGUCUGAGGCUGUGCGGAGCUCAGUGCCCCGACUGCUCAUCAACCGGGACGUGGUGGGGCCCUUUGCCUGGUGUCCUCGCAGCAGGGAUGUGGUCCAGCUGGGGGAUGUGGUUCACAGCGUGGAAAGGCUGGUGGAGCUUCUGGGCUGGAGAGAAGAGCUGCAGGACCUCAUCCAGCAGGAAACCGAAAAGCUCGAUGGACGGGACGGAUAGGAUCAUGGCUGGUCCCCCACCCCUCCUGGGAACAGAAACGGUUCCAAGGAGUCACUGCCCACCUCUGAGUAAACAAUUUUGGCUGAACCAGGACCGGUGGCCUGAGGAAGAGUGUGAGGCUGCCCAAGUCGUGUUCUGCUCACGCUGUGGGCCACCCCAAUCAUGGGUGCCAAGCUGCCGGCAUCUUUCUGCUGUUUGACUCUUCAAUCUGAAGCUCUUGAUGCCAAACAAAAGCUUUCUUCUGACAGUGACCCUCUUGAACUCAGACCAGCAGGAAGCCCAGACUGAAUCUGCUCAGUGUCCAGGUCUCCAUCCGAAGGGCAGACUCAGCCUCUGUCCCUUAGACCUGGUCUUGGGCUGAGUGGCCACAGCUGUUCCCAAGGCGUGGUCCUGGGUCCGAAGUAAUACAAUAGGGUCCUAUAGCCUGUUGGCCUCUUUUGUGGGGUUAUCUUUAAUUAGGGAAACAUUGUUCAUUUUUGGCAUGAAAUAAACACUGUGGUCUCCUCAAAGG